Austrofundulus limnaeus is the source of this 3594-nucleotide messenger RNA. RefSeq names its product acyl-CoA synthetase long chain family member 3. NCBI's taxonomy places the organism in Eukaryota, Metazoa, Chordata, Actinopteri, Cyprinodontiformes, Rivulidae. The record is from RefSeq and is a predicted model, not a curated record. Gene Ontology annotation, cellular component: plasma membrane; endoplasmic reticulum; lipid droplet. Gene Ontology annotation, molecular function: long-chain fatty acid-CoA ligase activity. Gene Ontology annotation, biological process: long-chain fatty-acyl-CoA metabolic process; neuron differentiation; long-chain fatty acid metabolic process.
CCAAUCACGGRGCUGGGAGAGCCCUCUCUCAUUCAAGCUGAGCUUCUCAUUCAAGAGCACAAGGCGCGUGGCACRGCCGGGCUCGCGCAGCAUUCACAAACAGACAGAGGCAGAGGCAGAGGCAGAGGGCGGUGAAUGAACGGAACCAGAACCGGAACCAACGGGCUGAAAGUGUCCCAGAGAAACCCAGUGAGCACCGCAGGGAGGAAACAUUCCCGGACUCACAAGUGUUAUUUCCAGAGAGGGAACUCAGACCUUAAAGAAGAAAGGAGUGGAUAAAGCAGGAACAGUUGUGGUUGUAUCUUUCUCCACACCCCUAGCAUCCCUGUGACUCACACAUACACCAAAAUGAAGCUGAAACAAGACCUGAACCCCCUGCUGGUGCUUCUUUUCUACCUCAUAGUGUGGCUCUACACCACAGUCACCUUCCUGCCUUCAUACAUCCUCAGAUGGGGGUCCAGAUCUGAUGGGGACUUCUAUGGCUCAGAGGAGGAACGAGCCAAGAGAACUAAGGCUCGAUCCAUCAUGGGCCGUCCAGAAGGACCCUACAGAACCCUGAGUGCUACAAAGAAACUUGUUACAUCAUUGCACCCAGGAGUGGACACUCUGGAUAAGAUGUUUGAGUACUCUGCSAUGAGGUUCCCCAGCAGAGACUGUCUCGGUACAAGAGAGGUGAUCAGUGAGGAAGAUGAGCGACAGAGCAAUGGGAAGGUGUUCAAAAAGGUAGUCCUGGGCCAGUACCGCUGGCUCUCCUAUAAGGARGCCACCACGGCAGCAACCCAGCUGGGCAGUGGUUUGGCAUCAUUGGGUCAGAGACCAAAAACCAACAUCGCUAUCUUCUGUGAGACACGAGCAGAGUGGGUAAUUGCUGCUCAGGCCUGCUUCAUUUACAACUUCCCAUUGGUUACUCUUUACCCCACUCUUGGAGGUCCAGCCAUUGUUCAUGGGCUAAACGAGGCUCAGGUCAGCCACAUUAUCACCAGCAGAGAGCUCCUGGAGACCAGACUAAAGCUCAGUGUGAGCGGAAGCAUCCGCUGCCCUCAGACAUUGCUGUCAUCAUGUACACCAGUGGAUCAACAGGUGUUCCUAAAGGCGUCAUGAUCUCCCACAUGAACAUCAUCGCCUGCAUUUCAGGGAUAGCUGAGAAGAUACCCAACCUUUGUGAGGAAGAUACGUACAUUGGCUACCUUCCUCUUGCUCAUGUGCUGGAGCUAUGUGCAGAACUUCUGUGUAUUUCUCAUGGCUGUAGAAUUGGCUUUUCCUCACCUCAAACUCUGGCUGACCAGUCAACCAAGAUUAAGAAAGGAAGCAGGGGAGACGCCAGUGUCCUGCAGCCCACCCUGAUGGCAGCAGUCCCGGAGAUCAUGGAUCGUAUCUACAAGAAUGUGAUGACCAAAGUCGAGGAGAUGAACAGCCUCCAGCGAGCACUUUUUGUUUUGACGUACAACUACAAGCUAGAGCAGCUUUCCAAAGGAUCCAGCACACCGCUGUGUGACAGGCUGGUGUUCAGGAAGAUCCGCUCUCUGCUGGGAGGUCGGAUGCGGGUCUUGUUAUCAGGUGGAGCGCCUCUUUCUGCAGCCACGCAGCGCUUCAUGAAUGUGUGUUUUUGCUGCCCAGUGGGUCAGGGGUACGGCCUGACAGAGACCUGUGGUGCAGGGACGGUUUGUGAGCUUUGGGAUUACAGCACUGGAAGAGUGGGAGGGCCACUGGCUUGUUGUGAGAUCAAACUCAAAGACUGGCUGGAGGGUGGCUAUCGAAGCACUGACAAGCCUCAUCCAAGAGGAGAGAUUCUCAUCGGUGGACCCAACGUAACCAUGGGUUACUAUAACAGUGAGUCAAAAAACCAAGAGGACUACUUUGUAGAUGUGAACCACCAGCGAUGGUUCUGUACCGGAGACAUCGGAGAAUUUCACGAAGACGGCUGCCUCAAGAUCAUUGAUCGUAAAAAGGACCUGGUGAAGCUACAGGCGGGGGAAUAUGUGUCUCUGGGGAAGGUGGAGGCUGCGCUGAAGAACUGUCCUCUCGUUGACAACAUCUGUGUCUAUGCCAACAGUGAUGAGACAUACGUGAUUGGCUUUGUGGUGCCCAAUCAGAAGCAGCUCCUGGCUCUGGCUGGCCAGUAUGGGAUCCGAGGGUCCUGGGAGGAGCUGUGCAACAGCAAAGCCAUGGAGGAGCUGGUCCUUAAGGUCAUCACUGAGGCUGCGCUGACAGCCCAGCUGGAGCGUUUUGAGAUGCCUCGAAAGAUCCGCCUGAGCCCUGACCCCUGGACUCCUGAGACAGGACUCGUGACCGACGCCUUCAAGCUCAAACGCAAAGAGCUGAAAACACAUUACAAAGACGAUAUCGAGAGAAUGUACGGAGGAAAAUAACACUAAACUCUGAAACGCUCUUACCCCCUCAUCACCUUUCAAGUAGUUUUUGGAAUAAAAAUCACAAUGUUUUUACUCCUGUCUGUUCGCUUUUUAACCCAGUGUUGUGGAAGUCUUUAUUGUUCCAAAUGGGAGUUGUGAAGCAGGUUGUUACUGUCAUCUGUUGAGCUCUUACCUGACAGCCAAAGCAGAAAUCCAGGUUAAUUUGUUGCCUUUUUGUUCUGAAAGCUGACCAACAAGACCCCAGGUUCAGGUUCUGUACUUCUCCCAAUCAGUUCAGAUACUGUUAACUUCACUCCAGCCAGAGGAAGCUGUCCGUAGUGCUGCUUCUGCUGCUCCUGCAGGUCCAGGAGACAGUUAACUUUCUUUUUGUUUCUGAACUGUUUUGAUUUCUGUCAGUUUAUUUUGUCUCCCACCCUCCGUCAGACUGUGACAUGUUGGACAGCAAAGAACAUCCUGAUACCAAAAAGCACAAAGUCACUCGAGGGCAAAUGAGAGCUCCAAUAUGCUAAAAACUUUCAGAUCUUUUAUGGUCUAAUGGAUUUUAUCUUUCGCCGAGGCUGUAACUAUUUAAGAGAAAAGAAACACUCUUAGCAGUUGUUUAGUCUGUUGAGACUCUUUUUAGUGAACAGAACAAAAUGUGAACAAAGAUGCUUGUGUACCAGAUAAAAUUAGUGUAAUCGUUGAUGUAUUUGACAAAUGACAAACACAAUGUGAAAAGGCAGAUCUGCCCAACUAAGGCAUCUGAUUGCAGACAGAAUGAAAUGUGCGAUGUGAGCUGGUUGAAGUGUAAGCACUCUUGCGUAAGCGAGGCUAACAUUUGUUCUGUUUUAAGCUUCGCCACAUUUUUGUCUGUUUGACAGUGUGAGACUCAGCGUGUCGCGACGGAGCACAAACACAACCCCCGUGUCCCUCUCUGCGGGACAUCUGUUGCCUUUCCUGUGAUUCUGAAGCAUCUCUUUGUAAUUUCUGCCUGAUUUCUGUUUUCCAUAAUAAUUAUAAGAUGAAUGGUAAUGACUGAUGUGGAGGAGCAGAGAGAGCAAAUGUACAACCUCUUUAUUAAAUCCACUUCCUCUCUCUGCAGCAGGUGAUUUUUACAUAAACACAUCCAGCGAUUUAUUUAAAAUUUGAUUUGGAAAAAAAAUUUGUAUGGCAUGAAUAAAAAAUGUGUUUGUGAGACUGCUUUUAUUCUCUGCUUUGGUGAAUAAAACUAAAUAAAAAGGUG